Bactrocera oleae (olive fruit fly) is the source of this 2144-nucleotide messenger RNA. RefSeq names its product Mitochondrial phosphate carrier protein 1 (gene Mpcp1). The record is from RefSeq and is a predicted model, not a curated record. NCBI's taxonomy places the organism in Eukaryota, Metazoa, Arthropoda, Insecta, Diptera, Tephritidae. Gene Ontology annotation, molecular function: phosphate transmembrane transporter activity. Gene Ontology annotation, cellular component: mitochondrial inner membrane. Gene Ontology annotation, biological process: mitochondrial phosphate ion transmembrane transport.
GUUUUUUCUGAAUUCUCUUUUUAUAGUAAUUUGUGCACACGCGCUGACCUUUUUACACCCUAAACAGGGUAUAUUAAGUUUGUAACACCCACAAGAAAACGUCAGCGACUAUAAAAUAUAGCUAUGUACAUAUAUACUUAUGUUUAGCAUGACGAGCUAAGUCAAUUUAGCCAUAUCCGUCUGUCUGUAUAUACGCAAACUAGUCCUGCUGUUUUUGAGCUACCGAUCUCAAAUUUUGCACAUGUUUUUUUCUCCCCAUAAAGCUGCUUAUUUGUCGCAACCGCUGAUAUCGUAUAACUAUAGCAUAUAGCUGUUAUACAAACUGAACGAUCAAACCCAAGUUCCUGCAUGAAAUAUUUUGUAUUUGUGAAGAGUAUUAUAGCGACGGUGCAACCGAAUUUAACGUUUUUUCUUGUUUUCUAAUAAAUGUAUUACAAGGUCGGCAGCAUCUUCGCUAAUCAGUUCAUGCUGUUGUCCGAGAAAACCAAAUAAGUUGAAAUCUAGCAAUUUUUACAAUACAUACAAACGAAUGAGUAUGAAUUUAUGAGCUGUAUUUCCGAGGCACUGCCGCACGAGCGAAUAUUUGAAAACCCGAAACGUUUUCAAUUUUCGCGAAUUGCUUUACUUUCAAUACACCUAAAAAUUAUGCUCUCGGCGCAGUUGCACUUUGUGCAUGUAGAAAAUGCAAAAUAUAUUGUAAAUGCGAAGAAUUCUUUGUAUUGGAGACGAGUUUUGCCUGCAAGAUAAAAUAAAUAAUCCACACACUACAUUUCGGUUAGUGGUUUGGCGUGCAACGAACGUUUCUCCGUGGUAAUAUUCCUUUUUGAAUUUAAUUAAUUUUCCACUUAGCUGUGUAAUAACGUGAUUUUAGUUUUCGCUAUUUCAAAUCCCACCUGAACUGUAAAUAUCAACGAAAUGCUCUUCACAUCCCUACUUGAAGCCGCCCAAAAUUCUCCCUUUAAAACUCCCUUAUCGGCAGCCAGUUGUCAGAGCAGCCGCAGCGAUGGCUCAAAACUGACGCCAAACCACCAGAUAAUGGCUGCCGCAGCCGCCGAAGGUGAUUCUUGCGCGUUCGGCUCGAACACCUACUUUGCCCUCUGUGGUCUUGGUGGUAUCAUCUCGUGCGGUCUUACUCACACUAUGGUGGUGCCAUUGGAUUUGGUUAAAUGUCGCUUACAAGUCGAUCCCGUUAAGUAUAAGAGUGUGUUCAAUGGCUUUGCCAUUACACUUAAAGAAGAUGGCGUGAAAGGUCUUUCUAAGGGUUGGGCGCCAACUUUCUUCGGUUAUUCUAUGCAGGGUCUCUGUAAAUUUGGUCUUUACGAAGUAUUUAAGGUGAUCUAUUCUGAUGCGAUUGGUGAGGAGAACUCUUACUUGUAUCGCACUUGGUUGUACCUCGCAGCUUCCGCAUCGGCUGAAUUCUUUGCCGAUAUCGCUUUAUCACCUAUGGAAGCGGCCAAAGUGAAAAUUCAAACAACACCUGGAUUUGCAAACACUUUACGUGAAGCUUUGCCCAAGAUGUCGGCACAAGAAGGCAUUGCCGCCUUCUAUAAGGGUUUGGUACCAUUGUGGAUGAGACAAAUUCCAUAUACGAUGAUGAAAUUCGCCUGCUUCGAAAGAACGCUGGAACUUCUAUAUAAAUAUGUCGUACCCAAACCCCGUCAGGACUGUACGAAGGGUGAACAGUUGGUGGUAACUUUCGCUGCUGGUUACAUUGCUGGCGUCUUCUGUGCCAUUGUAUCCCAUCCAGCUGAUACAGUUGUAUCCAAAUUGAACCAAGCCAAGGGCGCUUCAGCCUUCGAUGUGGCCAAGCAAUUGGGUUGGGCUGGUCUGUGGGGUGGCCUUGUGCCUAGGAUUGUGAUGAUUGGUACUCUAACUGCCGCUCAAUGGUUCAUCUAUGAUGCUGUUAAGGUGUACCUGCAUAUGCCCAGACCACCUCCACCAGAAAUGCCCGAGUCUUUGAAGGCUAAACUGGGUGUAGCUUAGUGUGGCGUAUGAAAUAAUUAAAUAUUUAGUGAUAAUUGACUAGCGGCAUUGUUAUUUGUAAAUUUACCCACGCAAUAAAAACUCAAAAAAUAUUACAGAAUUCGCGAUAUCAUAAGAAACGAAAGAUUAUGCUGGAAUAAAAUUUAUUAUAAUUAAAAUAA